Molecule: messenger RNA, 3779 nt
Organism: Gavialis gangeticus (Gharial)
Lineage: Eukaryota; Metazoa; Chordata; Crocodylia; Gavialidae
Product: trichohyalin-like
Exons: 18
Coding region: 1-2331 (776 amino acids)
Source: RefSeq, a predicted model, not a curated record
AUGUUAUUCCCUACAAAGAAACUGCAUGGGAAAAGUAACAAUAAGGUUGCAAAGGCAUGCAUCCAUGUGUCCAAGAGUGACAUCUUGCUCCAGAAACAGCACACAGUACAAGAGCUAGAGUCACAGUGUGGGGCCCUGGAGAAGAGCCAGAAAGAGGCACAGAAGCUGGAGUCCCAUGUGAAGGAGACUCAGAGCAAAGCAGAUGAAGCCAGGGUGGACCUGAUGCUGCUCAAGCACAAGCCUGACUCAUGCCUGUGGGAGCUGCCAAAGAGAGAGGAGCUGAGCAUUCAAAGAUGGCAUCGCUGUGCCACACACAGUAACCAGCUGGGAGUCUUCCAAGAUGAGGUCACCUCAGUGGUGCCUGAGUGGGAGCAGCUGAAGAUGCAUGUGCAUCACUUGGAGGGCAGUUUGUCCCCUCUGACCCACCAGAAGCUGAAGCAGCAAGGGGACAGAACCAGAACAGAGGAGCUGCAGGAGAAGCAGGAGGCUGGCCUGAGUGAACAGAACCAGGCCCUGAGCAGGCAGAGCCCACCACAGGUAGUGGAGCAGGCGGUGAAGAUCUCUGCUCUAGAGAAGAUCCUGUUGGAGAAGAACCUGGAACUGCAGCAGUUGCAAGAGGUUGUCUCUGCCCUGUCUGUGGAGAAGGAGUCACAGAAAUCUGCUCUGGAAAGCCUAAAGGAAGAACAUGAAAGGCAGCUGGAAGAGGUGCACAAGGAGAAGGAGCUGGCAUUGGCUCAGCAGAGAGAGGAUCUGCAGCACCAGAAGCAGCAGGAGCUCCAAGAGGAGCUGGCAUUGGCUCAGCAGAGAGAGGAUCUGCAGCACCAGAAGCAGCAGGAGCUCCAAGAGUUUGCAGAGACUCUGGAGCAGGUGAAGGAUGCAGCCUUACAGGACCAAUCCUCUUCUUUCCAGAAGAAAGUGGAGAACCUCACCAGGAUUAUGAAGGCCCAAGAUGCAAAGCUUCACCAACAGCAAGAAGCCAUGAGGAUGCAGAAGGAACAUACCCAGCAACUACUCAGAGAGUUGAGGGCAGAGGCCAAGGAGACGGUUCAGAAUGCCCUGCUUCAAGGGCAAAGUAAAUGGGAAGCCAAGGAAAAGGAAGCACUCCAGAUGCAAUGUGAAACAGUGGAGGAGCAGAGCCACAGAGUGCAAGCUGACCUCCAGAAGGCGCUGGAGAAAGAGAGGAGGAAGGGAUCAGCUUUGCAGACUAGGAUCCUGGAGCUCCAGAAGAGAAUCCAAGACCUGGAACUCCUUACUUGCUCACUCAAGCAAGAGAAGCAGGUGGCCCUAGAAGACCUGCAGACGUUGCUUCAGGAGGAGAAAAUGGAAGCAUUACAGAAACUUCGGGAGGAACUGGAGCAGGAGACAAUACAGGAGCAUGACCAACUGAGAGCAAGGCUGCAGCAACUGGAGGAGAAGCAGUGCCUCUUGCGAGCCAAGCAGGGUGAAACGGCCUUCUGGAACCAGGAGGCACUGUCCAGUGCUGAGUGGGCUGAGCACUCAGUGGCCUGGGAGAUUGGCUUGGUGUGCCAGCAUCUCCAGGACUUGCUGCCUGAGAGAGCCAGGGGACAGAGUGCUUCCUGGAUGGCACAUAGGAGCCCAUCUUACCUCUCUCCCGGCCAUGCCCUCCAGAUCCUCCGUGGACUGAGGGAAGAAAUUCAGCACUACCUCAGGGACUUGCAGCAAGAGAUAGAGGCUCAGAAACACACCAUCCUUCAGUUCCAGAUGGAAAAGAAAUGGGAGCUGAGGCAGCAGCAGGAGCAGCUUCAUUUAGAAAAGGAGGAAGCUCUGGAGGCCCUGAAGGAGCAGCUGAUCCAGGAGCAUAUCCAGGAAAUUGCCACCCUGCAGCACAGUCAGCUAAAGGAGGCUAUGGGUGAAAAGCAGUUGUGCAAGGACAGUGAGCUGUGGGCUAUCCAGGGAAGCUGGAAGGACCAGAUGGCCUGCAAGCUGACCCAGAGGUUGGAGAAGGAGCUGGAUGUGGAGGUGGAGACGCACUUCUGCAAGGACAGACAUGUGGGCCUUCAGAGGGCUGUGAAGAAGCCGGACUCAGAAGCCAGACACCUUUCCUCAGUAACGGAGAAACACUUGUCCCCAGCUAAAGCAAGGAUGGUGACAGAGGGCUGGGAACUGGGUGAACAUCACCAUCUCUGCUCUGCGUCUUUCUCCUCCAUAAGCACUGCAUCUCUCCCCAGGCAGCAUGACUCUGGAGCCUUGAAGUUGCUGCACCAUCUCCAGGGCCGUGUGAGAAAGCUGCGGAUAGAGAAUGCCAUCAACCACUGGGGCAGCCUGGAGGAUCUGGCCAGCCUGCAGGGAGAGCUAGGCCACACAUUUUGAGAAAAGGUAACAGGGCAAGAUCUGGCAUAGGAGCCAACACACUCACUGUAGCCUCACUGAAGAGACUAGUCAGAAGGUGAACAAGGGGCUGAAGUGUCAGAUGACAUAAUGCACAACCCAGCUUGAUUGCACAGCUGGUCCGUAGUUCAUAGCUCACUGCUCUCAGAGACUGUGUAGUCUGGUGGGUAUAAUACUGAAUGGGAGAACUUGGGAUCUAUUCCUGGCUUUGCUACGAGCCUCCUGGAUUACCUGGGGCAGGUCACAUCACCAGUCUGUUCCUGGAUUUCCCUCCCUGCAAGAUGGGAUAGUGCUACCGACCUCCUUUGUAAAAUUCUUUGAGACCUACUGAUGACAAAUAUUGCUCAUAUCUCUGAGCUCCCCUUGGCCCCCUCUCAACAUCCCUUCUGCUUUCCACAAAGCCCAUCCCGACCCGUACUGGGGACUUCACUCCUACUGACUUUUGGAUUCCCCCUCCACCUCUUCUCUUGCUUUUCUGUUACUCCUACCCCUGCCAAAAAGUGGGCAAUUGACCACACCUACUGGAGGAUGAAGGACCUUCUGUCCCACUCUGCAUUGCAGGGUUAGAUAGAAUUGAAUUAAAUCUUCUGGACCCCAGCUUGCAUUUCUUUUUUUUCCUUAUGCAGAUGCACUUGCUGACAGAUCUCUCCUUCCCAUCAUUCCAAGGCAUAAACAGUAAGAAGUAGAGCAUUUGCUGCUGAAGAACUUGAAGCUGAGCAGGUGGAAGAGUCAUCUCCUGUGGACAGGGAGUGGUUAUAAAGGAACGGUUACAGCAUUACUAAAAUUACUCAAGACUUUGAGGGAAUUCUUUGUCAUGCUUGAGGUUCCUGGAUGGCAGGAAGGAUGGAGAUGAUGUGACUCUAUGACACAUCAAAUAGGAACUACUCAGGAUACUACCCAUUGAAUUUUUUGCAUGGAAGCUUCCCACACUCUUGGCUGCUCUCUAUGGUCCUUGGCCUAAUUUCUUGCUAAGUAAAUUCUAGGACUUUUUUCCUUUUGAAUGAAAUAUGUGCUAGUUUGGGACUGAACAAAAUGCCUGCAUAGGUAAUAACCAGAUGGGAACCAGGAGCUAUGGGGAUACUGGAGUCAUAUUCUUGAGCUCUGAAGGCCUGGAGUGUUGACUAGGUGGGACUAAUCCAAAGAACAAGUCCAGGUAAACAUGGGAGCCUAAACAGACAAAUCUUCACUGCUGCUUUCCCCAAAUGAUUCAAACUUAAUGCCGAUGAGCCUGUAAAAGACAGGAGUCAGGGGAGGGAGCUGGAAUUCAUGCCAAGAUAUUUUCUGAUACUAGAAGGAAUGGAUUAUUGAAGUGGGAGUGGGUGUUUCUAGAACCUACAGAGUGAGCAGGUCAGUUUUUAAGGCUGUGGGGGAAGUGCCAAUCAGCAUUUCCUCUAAGCUGUGUGGUGUGUGUGGCUGUGCAUGCCGUGCUG